Messenger RNA from Diprion similis, 1599 nucleotides. RefSeq names its product myrosinase 1-like. The record is from RefSeq and is a predicted model, not a curated record. The transcript is spliced from 8 exons. Gene Ontology annotation, molecular function: beta-glucosidase activity. Lineage: Eukaryota; Metazoa; Arthropoda; Insecta; Hymenoptera; Diprionidae. Gene Ontology annotation, biological process: carbohydrate metabolic process. The coding region runs from base 23 to 1510 and encodes 495 amino acids.
CCAAAAUCACAGAGUUUCUGUUAUGACCGCUACACUCUCCUGGAGUUUUUUGUUGCUUUCCUUGCUGAUCUCAUAUGUUUUCUGUCAUGACAAUGAUUAUCUCACUUUUCCUGAGGGAUUUCGUAUCGGAGCUGCAGGAGCGGCGUAUCAAAUUGAAGGCGGCUGGAACGCAAGUGAUAAAGGUCACAAUGUGUGGGAUAAUUUCACGCACACAGAACCAUGGCGGAUUGUAGGUGAAAGUAACGGUGACAUUGCUUGUGAUUCAUACCACAAAUACGAGGAAGACGUUAAAUGGCUCAAGGAGAUUGGACUCGAUCACUAUCGAUUCUCGCUCAGCUGGUCUCGCAUCUUGCCAACUGGCUACGCGGACAAAGUCAGUGAAGAUGGAAUUCGUUACUACAAAAAUCUGAUCGACGAACUACUCCGCAAUAACAUCGAACCCAUCGUCACUCUGUAUCAUUGGGAUCACCCGCAGGUGAUCGAGGAACAAGGUGGUUGGAUGAACAACAUGAUAGUCAAGUGGUUUGGCGACUACGCUAGGGUGGUAUUCAGGGAGCUUGGACCGAAGGUGAAAAUAUUUGCCACGAUAAACGAGCCAAAUGCAUUUUGUACAGAGGGCUAUGAGGAUGGUUGUAAGGCUCCAGGAAAACAACUCGCUCCGACGGGGGGAUAUAUGUGCGGUCAUAACGUGUUAAAGGCCCACGCCAGAGCGUACCGCAUUUACGACAGAGAAUUUCGAAAAUCCCAAAAUGGAAAGAUCGGCAUCGUGAUACCUUGCGGAGGUCAGAUAGCCAAGAUUCCGGGAGAUGACGCGUCUGUCGAAACAUCAUUUCAAUUCUCCUGCGGAUGGAUCGCUCACCCAAUUUUUUCCGAAACCGGAGACUACCCAGAAGUUAUGAAGCGUAACAUCGCUCGGAACAGCAAAACCGAAGGUUACCCCAGAUCAAGGCUGCCGAAAUUUUCGCCGAAAUGGAUCAAUUACAUCAGAGGAACUGCCGACUACUUUGGACUGAAUCAUUACACCACCUUCCAGGUAGCCCCUAGAACAAAAAAAGCAGACGACGUGUUUGGCCUUGACGCUGGUCUGGAGAUAAGCGUGGAUCCCAGCUGGCCUCAGACAGCUUCUGCCUGGCUAAGGGUGACUCCGUUCGGCUUCGGAGAUAUUCUCAGAAAGAUUAAGAAUGAAUACCGUAACCCGCCUGUUUAUGUUCUCGAGAAUGGCGUUUCUGACUCGGGAACACUGACUGACCAUCAGAGGAUUGGUUACUUCUACUCGUACCUGAAGGAACUCAUUACAGCGGUCAAACGAGAUGGGUGCAACGUACCACUUUAUACCAUAUGGAGUCUUCUCGACAAUUUCGAAUGGAAUAGAGGAUAUACAGAACGAUUUGGGAUUUUACAUGUGGACUUUAAUAGUUCAAACAGAACUCGGACACCCAAACUGUCGGUGGAAUGGUGGAAAAUUGUUUUAAGAACUCGGAAGCUGCAGCCUCUGACCGAGUACUUGUAGAUGAACUAUAUGCCGUUCCUGAUACACCUACGUUAUUUCAUAUAAUAUCCAUAUUUCAUACGCGUUAUAAUUUUCGUUCGUUGUGUUUC